AUGCCAGAGAAGAUCUCCUGGAUUAAACACCCAAAGGAUAAAAUGGAAAAGAGAGAACAGUGCCAUAAUCUUCUAUCUCCUCGAGGUUCCUCAUUUAGCAUCAACCUGUCAUCCUCCCCUCCCAAAAUACUCAGUAUGAGCUCUCCCAUGUCCAUUCCCUGGCCUUCUGUCCCUCUUUCUCUGUCUACCUCACCACAAAGGACCAAAUCCUCACCAUCUUCCAGUCAGGAUGGUGCCUUGUGCCAAUUGCCACAAGGAAACAAGAUGAUUGAGAAUGUCCUCAUUAGGGCCAAACUGUCACGGCAAAAUGCUGUCACAACCAUGACAACCCCCACACAGGACUCCGGCAGUCCUCCAGACAAUUCAUUGUUAACCAUCAAGCAAACAAAGGAGCAAGGUGAAACAGGAGAUGUAAGUGAGGGGGGUUCUGGGGGUGGUCCAAGGCUGAGUGAUGGCAGCCUUUCUUCAGAUUCCUCAGACUCUCUAGAUUUUUCCCAGUCCUUUGCUUCUAUCCUUCCUCCUUUGUAUGACCCAAGCCCUCCUACUACAGCUGACUACACCAUCCACCUCCCUUUAUCCUAUCUGCCUUACUGUAGCAUGGGGGAGGGUGAUGAGGAGGGUGAUGAUGAGGAUGAGCAAGAACCAGAACCAGACUAUGGUGUCAACCUUGAGAGUGACCAAGAACCUCCCAGACCUCCCCCAAAACGUCGCUCCAGUGCUGGUGCUUUAAUCAUCCAGAAGGCCCUACAAGGCAAACUGCGCAAGAUGAGUGCUACCUGGGAGAGGGUGCCGGCAGCCAGGCUUGGCAGGCCUACACCUCAGGACCUGGAGCUGCUGCAGACACUCCGUCAGUUUAUCCCUCAGAUGAAGAGCUACCUACGCCAGAGCUCUGAGCUAGAGCCGCCGAUUGAGAGCUUCAUCCCUGAAGACCACAUUGGUCGCUUUUACGGUGCUGAUGACUUCUUGCCCGUGUUGACCUAUGUGUUAGCCCAGUGCGACAUGCCCCAGCUGGACAACGAAAUACUUUAUAUGAUGGAGUUGCUGGACCCGUCGCUGCUCCACGGAGAAGGUGGCUACUACCUGACCAGUGCGUAUGGGGCAAUGUCCCUGAUCAGGAACUUCCAGGAGGAGCAGGCAGCGAGGGUGCUGAGCUCCGAAACCAGAAACACACUCUGCCAGUGGCAUCGCCGUCGCACCACCCAGCGCUCUACACCUUCUAUCGAAGACUUCCAGAACUACCUGCGGGUGGCGCUGCAGGAGCUCGACAGUGGCUGUACCGCCAAGACGUUACAGGUCCAACCUUACACCACAGUGGAGGAAGUGUGUCAGUUGUGCACCCAGAAGUUUAAAGUGUCAGACCCUGAAAAUUACGGGCUGUUCCUGGUGACGGGGGGCAGCAGCCAGCAGCUGGCGCCAGACACCCACCCUCAGAAGAUCAAAGCCGAACUUCACAGCCGCCCACAGGCCGCCCCUUUCCACUUUGUCUUCCGUCGCAUGGCCAAUCAGAACACUUCCUCAUCAACACCCCUCAAUCCUGCACUCAGUGUGACCUCUGACCCCCAGGACAACAGUAGUGAGCUGAGCACAUCUUGCCCCCAGCGCAGUCCGAGUCUGGGCCUCAACCCGAGUCUGAGCCUCAGUCUGCCACCCGACCACGUAAAUGGUAGAUCCAUAUCGAUCUGACACCAGCAGGUGCUGCUGGUCGUCAUGAACUGACUCUUUGUGUCCCAGCUGUGACAGAACUGCCUGGUAACUCUAAUAAAUACUGUUUCACAACAUCCGAAGAGGAUCCUCUUCAGAUCUGGGCUGUGCUGGGGUCCCUCUGACAAAACACUGUGCCGUGCCAGUCUGACUUCUGCUUUUGCGUGACAUGUCUGUCUCAACAUCCACUUAGUGGAAAGUUCUGUCUGACAUAUACAGGCAAAAGAGGAAAAGAAAAAAGAGGGAAGGAAAUAAGGAAAGAAAGGAAGCCGACUGUGGAUUUGGCAUCAGAGAAACACUUUGGAUUGACUACAGCACACACUGAGGAGAUGUUAGAAACAUUAAGUGUUAAAGACCUGAUGGGUACUUGAAAUUGUUCACAGUCCUGCCUUAACAGCGGCGCAUCUGCCCCUAGAUUCAGGGUAACUUGUGGCCAGUCAGUUCUUAGAUCUGCUAUAUUAAUGUUCAAUCACUUUAAAUACACGUCACAUAAUUUAUUUAGGUGAUAUAUUAAUGCAGUUGCUGGCAAACUGUCAUUUCUAAAUGUUAUUUAUAUGUUAAAGCCGUUAUUAGUCCGUUUUGCUGGAUUUGGCGACACCUUGUGGUGGUUGGUGUGAACCUGUUCAAGAAACUGGUUCAACAAACUGGUACAAGCAGAAAGUCUAAAGUGCAGCAUGAAGGGGAAAAUAAGAGCUCAGAGCAUCCGAGGUUCCUGCACGUUGGUUCUUUUCCUGGUUUUUGUGUCUAUUGGGUGAUAAUCCAUCGAAGGCUUUUAUAUCAAAUUCAUCAGUUGGUACGGGCAUGAGGCUCACUCGCCACACCAGUGGAACUUUAUAGCCAGCAUUUGACACGUGACACUUUCAUUGUAGCAUCAGUGGAACAUAUAAAUCUGUUACACAAGUGUGAUAAACUUCAUCACAUUUCGUGUGUUUAACCUAAAUAACUUUAUUUAGAAAUGUUAACUAUUUUAAUGCAUGUACUUUAUGUCCUAAUGUAUACGAGAGUUGUGGUUUUUUAUUAUUAACAAUCAUUUAUGUAGUUGUUGAUUAUGCUGGUGAUAUUAAUAGUAUAUGUAGUAUUUUUUCAAGGUAUAUUUCAUGUAAUGGGGUAUCUUUCCUACUCAGACUUACCUUGUGACUGAAGCACAUCAGUCUGGCUGCCAUGUGAGAAAUCUGACAUUCACUGUACUACUGACCAAUAGUAAACAU
This is a messenger RNA of Thalassophryne amazonica, 2909 nucleotides long. RefSeq names its product ras and Rab interactor 2-like. The record is from RefSeq and is a predicted model, not a curated record. Gene Ontology annotation, molecular function: guanyl-nucleotide exchange factor activity; small GTPase binding. NCBI's taxonomy places the organism in Eukaryota, Metazoa, Chordata, Actinopteri, Batrachoidiformes, Batrachoididae. The coding region runs from base 1 to 1683 and encodes 560 amino acids. Gene Ontology annotation, cellular component: endocytic vesicle; cytosol. Gene Ontology annotation, biological process: vesicle-mediated transport; signal transduction. The transcript has 6 exons.